This is a messenger RNA of Scomber scombrus (Atlantic mackerel), 1820 nucleotides long. It is a transcript of the gene tradd, whose product is annotated as tnfrsf1a-associated via death domain. The transcript is spliced from 5 exons. Gene Ontology annotation, molecular function: transmembrane receptor protein tyrosine kinase adaptor activity. Gene Ontology annotation, cellular component: tumor necrosis factor receptor superfamily complex. The record is from RefSeq and is a predicted model, not a curated record. The coding region runs from base 70 to 948 and encodes 292 amino acids. Gene Ontology annotation, biological process: extrinsic apoptotic signaling pathway; positive regulation of canonical NF-kappaB signal transduction. Lineage: Eukaryota; Metazoa; Chordata; Actinopteri; Scombriformes; Scombridae.
UUUCUCUGUCACUGGACGUGAUCCCCGAGGAGGAAGCGUCUGCGAACAAUAUCACAAAGUUUUGAGAGAAUGGCGGACAAGACUGUGGAUCGUGGACCAUGGACAGGAUGUGCGGUUAUGUUUCUGCAGUCGCUCUGUCCCAGCGUGAACCUGCUCUCACUCUACAAAGACAAACAGGGAAAGUUCAUUGUUUUCAAAGUCAUCAAACUGACACUUAUAGAUUCUGCAGGAGGUCUGGGUGGUUAUGAGAUACUAAAAGUCCACGACGCUGAUCCCUUUCUGGGGGUGGAGGUGAAGUUUGUGGAUGUGGCGGCGUGUCAGCAGUUCCUCGAGAGCUACAGCUCCGGAGCAGUGCGUCAGUCCCUCUCCCAGCACGCCUGCCGGCUUCUUGCUCUGCCCCAAGAGAUCACUGUGGAAACCCAGCUCAAGGCCAGCACACAUAUCUUGGAUCUCUGUCUGGACAAGCUGGAUCUUUGCCUACAGCACAUCCACCUCUCACAGCCGGAGCGGCUGCGUGAUGAAGAGAUUGAUCAUCUUGAGCAGCAGCUGACGAGCCAGGCCCUUGGUCCUGCCGCGCUGUCGACCCCCCUCACGCAGGAGGAGUCUCCCGUCCCCAGCAACUGCUUCAAGUUUCAGAACAGAGUGUUUGAGGACCGAAUGCUGACAGCAGCAGAUGUUCAGAGCUUUUCUAACGGAGUUGGCCGUCAGUGGAAGCAUGUAGGGAGGGCCCUGGGGAAGAGCUGCCGGGCUCUGAAGGGUCCGGCCAUAGACAACCUGGCCUACGAGUACGAGAGAGAAGGGCUGUAUGAGCAAGCCUAUCAGCUGCUCAGCCGAUUCAUCCAGGCGGAGGGGAGAGCAGCCAAGCUGAGCCGGCUGGUCAAAGCACUGGAAGACUGCAAACUCACCAGCUUGGCUGAAAAUAUUCUGGACGUUCAGCCGCGAGAGUAACUGUGUGUGCUUUCAUUCUGCGUGUACAAGUGCAGAGGUGGAGCAGUCGUGAAAACUGACGGGGGUCAUGUUUUCACUUUGUUGACUUUGUCCUGCCUUCUUUUCUAUGCAGUAUGUCUGAUCUUAGAUGAUGUGUGUCCAUCCUCAUGUUUGAAAUCAUUCCUGAGUGUGUGUGUGCGUGUGUGUGUGUGUGUGUAUGCAUGUUUUGCACAGGUGGUGCGAACACAUGCUAACAUCUCUGUGAGAAUUGAUUGAUCAACGUCUUGAUUUGCUUUUCAAAUAUUAUUACUAAUUAUUCAUUUAGAUGAAAUGUCAUCACUGUCACAGUGUGCUGUGUGAGUUUUUAUGCACUGUUUAAACUGAUUUUAUCAUGUACCUCUUUUAUUUCUGCUCUGUAGGUCGAUUUACAGCUGGAACCUGUUGUGUCUUGUCACUAAUGAGAGCACAACUGAAGGAUAUUGAUUGUUUUUUUUCUACAAAAUGGGUGCAUACAAAUUAAAUUGUUGGAGAAAAAAAGUCCUCAUGUUUGUGUUUGAUGCAUUAGUGUAAUUAAAACUGAAAACAUAAUUUUGUCUAAAUUCCCUCAGGUGUAAUUUAGUGUUAAUACCCCCCCCCUCUCUAUCUGUCCCCCUUCUACCAUCACUGCCUGUCACUCACACACGUGCAUUCGCUCAUAUGAUUAAACUGUGCUGAUUACCGAUGCUGCUGCUAGAUGCGCGUAUGCGCCAGCAUGUGUCACGUUGUGGCAGCUUCAGGGCAGAUAGGUGGAGAUUGCAGCUGAGGUGUGUAUGUGUGGAGCUUUUAUCUCUGCCUGACUGUCAAAGAGGACAUUGAUGGAUGGAGUCACUGCAGGUUGAGGUCCUUCUGGUUUC